Molecule: messenger RNA, 1110 nt
Organism: Procambarus clarkii (red swamp crayfish)
Lineage: Eukaryota; Metazoa; Arthropoda; Malacostraca; Decapoda; Cambaridae
Source: RefSeq, a predicted model, not a curated record
AUGGUUGGAGGGAAGGAUGAAUCUCCGGGCGAAGUGGCCGCGUGCCCCCCGCGACGACAGUGGCCGCGUGCCCCCCGCGACGACAGUGGCCGCGUGCCCCCCGCGACGACAGUGGCCGCGUGCCCCCCGCGACGACAGUGGCCGCGUGCCCCCCGCGACGACAGUGGCCGCGUGCCCCCCGCGACGACAGUGGCCAGGUGCCCCCCGCGACGACAGUGGCCAGGUGCCCCCCGCGACGACAGUGGCCAGGUGCCCCCCGCGACGACAGUGGCCAGGUGCCCCCCGCGACGACAGUGGCCAGGUGCCCCCCGCGACGACAGUGGCCAGGUGCCCCCCGCGACGACAGUGGCCAGGUGCCCCCCGCGACGACAGUGGCCAGGUGCCCCCCGCGACGACAGUGGCCAGGUGCCCCCCGCGACGACAGUGGCCAGGUGCCCCCCGCGACGACAGUGGCCAGGUGCCCCCCGCGACGACAGUGGCCAGGUGCCCCCCGCGACGACAGUGGCCAGGUGCCCCCCGCGACGACAGUGGCCAGGUGCCCCCCGCGACGACAGUGGCCAGGUGCCCCCCGCGACGACAGUGGCCAGGUGCCCCCCGCGACGACAGUGGCCAGGUGCCCCCCGCGACGACAGUGGCCAGGUGCCCCCCGCGACGACAGUGGCCAGGUGCCCCCCGCGACGACAGUGGCCAGGUGCCCCCCGCGACGACAGUGGCCAGGUGCCCCCCGCGACGACAGUGGCCAGGUGCCCCCCGCGACGACAGUGGCCAGGUGCCCCCCGCGACGACAGUGGCCAGGUGCCCCCCGCGACGACAGUGGCCAGGUGCCCCCCGCGACGACAGUGGCCAGGUGCCCCCCGCGACGACAUUGGCCAGGUGCCCCCCGCGACGACAGUGGCCAGGUGCCCCCCGCGACGACAGUGGCCAGGUGCCCCCCGCGACGACAGUGGCCGCGUGCCCCCCGCGACGACUAAGUUUAUUAUUUCACGAGGUCAUGAGCGCGGGAAAGUAUCUGUAGACCCAAGAGAUUUGUGUACAGUUCCGAAGCUAAUGAACGGUACUGACCGGAUGUCCUCACUGACGGGUGGACGCUACACCUACUUGCUCUUGUAG